AUGCUGAAAGUACUUAAGGAACUGCGAGGUAAACGGGCAUUCCACCCAAUAUCGGAGGAGGGCGAACGGGAGACGGAACAGCGCAAGGAAGAAGAGCAGGCCAAGCCGAAGUCGACUGAGCCAAGCGAUGAUGAAUGUUCCGAGAUUGAGUACAUCCCUCCGUCAAAACAGCAUCAACAACAAACCAAGUUUAUCAUUCUGCACUACUCGCCUUUUAAGGCCGUUUGGGAUUGGAUAAUUCUGUUUCUCGUCCUCUACACAGCCGUCCUUACUCCCUAUGUUGUCUGCUUCCUACUAAAUCAGGAUGAGACUCGGAUGAAGUUGAACCGUGACGCUGCCAGCCGGCUCCAAAACGCCGAGACGAGCAAAGCUGACCCUCUCGUGCUGAUUGAUCUAAUUGUAGAUUUGAUGUUUAUAGCUGAUAUUUUGAUCAACUUCCGGACGACGUACUUACACGACGGUGAAGUUGUGGUGGAUCCGCAGAAAAUCGCCAUAAACUACGUGAAAGGAUGGUUUGUGAUAGACACCAUAGCUGCCAUUCCAUUCGAUCUCUUAUUAUUUGGCUCCGGCAACUCUGACACAAUGACGAUAACGGGCGUUCUAAAACUGGCUCGUUUACUCCGGUUACUGCGAGUACUGCGGCGUAUAGAACAGUUUGCGGAGUACGGAGCGGCGGUACUCAUGUUACUCAUGGUGACCUUUUCUCUCAUCGCUCAUUGGCUAGCAUGUGUGUUUUACGCCAUAGCCUAUGUAGAGCGACCACACCUUAAGGCCCGGAUAAGCUGGCUUGACCAUUUGGCGACUCAGUGCAAUAAACCCUACCUUCCCAAUGAUACCAUGAGUGGGCCGAGCAUCCGGUCAAAGUAUAUAACGUCACUGUACUUCACAUUUACAAGUCUGACCAGCAUAGGAUUCGGGAAUGUGGCGCCAAAUACAAACGCUGAGAAAUUGUUUUCGAUUUUCGCCAUGUUGCUGGGAUCUCUACUGAGUGCCGCCAUAUUUGGAAACGUCUCUUCGAUCAUGUUACGUCUGUACCAAGGUUCGGAUGAAUACCAAGAAAAAGUUGAAAGCAUUAAAGAAUUUAUCAACUUUCACCAGUUACCAAAAAACAUGGCUGGUCGACUCCAGGAAUCCUUCCAACACACAUGGGCCUACACUAACGGUAUUGACAUGAGUAAUGUUUUGAAAAAUUUCCCCGACUGUCUACAAUCAGACAUCUGUCUUCACCUCAAUAGAAAUCUUCUCAACAACUGUCCGGCGUUCAAGGGAGCUAAUCCAGGCUGUCUUCGUGCCUUAUCUAUGAAGUUUAAAACUACGCAUGCGCCACCCGGGGACACACUCAUACAUCCGGGUGAUAUUUUGACGGCUAUCUACUUUAUAGCACGUGGAUCCAUAGAGAUUUUAAAAGAAAACACGGUCAUGGCAAUAUUAGGUAAGGACGAUAUAUUUGGAGCUGACAUGAAGGACACAGCUACCCCUGGCAAGUCACUGUAUUUCGUACGAGCUCUGUCAUACUGUGAUAUCAACAAAAUUGAGAUGGAGGAUUUAAAGGUGGUUCUACAGACAUACACAGACUUCACAAAAGAGUUUAUGGAAAAGUUUCAAGUCACGUUCGACCUGAAAAAGGGCACAUUACUCCAAUGUAAGAGCAAGCCAAAGAUGGAAGACGAGACGUUGAGAUUCAUCCGCCAAAAACGGCCAAGGUUACAGUGUAAGCGUCGCCGGAUGGACGGACAUGGGCGAUCUAGUUUCCAAAGGAGGCAUGGUGAUAGAAAAAUUGGAACUUUAGCGGAAAACUCAGGAAGUGACGACGAAAGGCCCGGAAUUGUUGAGAUGUCGGCAGAAGGUGCUAUUGAUGACGAUGUCGAUGCAACUGAACAUGAAGUUACAAGGAAAAACUCCAUGGGGUCAAUUGCAGUGAUGACGAAUUUCUUCAACGCGGUAGCAUCCAAAGCUAGAAAGGAAAAAGGAAAACGAUCCAUACUGCAACGACCACACGGUUACGCUCCAAAAUAUGACGUCACAUCGAACGGGCUAGCGUCACAGCACCAAGGCUUAUCACCAAUUGAGUCUAGUGUGACGUCAUAUACUCCAAAGUCGCUGUCUAGUUCAGGACCACAAUGGAGAUUUUCUAACAUCGAUUUUGAGAUCCAGCAACAUCCUGAAAAGGGCAACUUACAAAGCCUGAAUGACAUCGACAACCGACUUGAGGGUCUGCACGAACGAAUGAACAAUUUUGAAAACGAACUAUUUAAUACUGUUGACGCCAUCUUAGAUAUACUGGGUCACAAGCCAACUUGUACAAGGGACACUGUGGACCAAUCCACGUCCAGUUCUACUCAGAUAAAAACAAUAGACCGCCCUCCACGUCCUAAGGGUGCAAGGCUGAUAAAGAAUGCCACGGAACUACAAAGAGUGAUCGAAAAUAUGUGA
This is a messenger RNA of Ylistrum balloti, 2433 nucleotides long. RefSeq names its product potassium voltage-gated channel subfamily H member 7-like. Gene Ontology annotation, cellular component: membrane. Gene Ontology annotation, molecular function: inward rectifier potassium channel activity. Bases 1 to 2433 code for a protein of 810 amino acids. Lineage: Eukaryota; Metazoa; Mollusca; Bivalvia; Pectinida; Pectinidae. The record is from RefSeq and is a predicted model, not a curated record. The transcript is spliced from 11 exons. Gene Ontology annotation, biological process: potassium ion transmembrane transport; membrane repolarization during action potential.